Messenger RNA from Tremella mesenterica DSM 1558, 3212 nucleotides. RefSeq lists its product as uncharacterized. The record is from RefSeq and is a predicted model, not a curated record. Bases 1 to 3021 code for a protein of 1006 amino acids. The transcript is spliced from 4 exons. Lineage: Eukaryota; Fungi; Basidiomycota; Tremellomycetes; Tremellales; Tremellaceae.
AUGCCACCCUCUACGCUACCUCCCCACCUCGUAGCCCUAAUAGGGUCUUCCCAGACUUCGAGUGAACAAGCUGUCGACGGGAUAGAAGAAUGGAUCCUUCAUCGUCGAUCUAAAGGGGACACAUUGUUCGACGUAUCGGUCGGACUCGCCGAAUUAGAAGAUCGAGCUCCUCCUCGGCUUAGCGGAGCAUUUGACCGCGCACGAUAUGUCACCAAUGUACCCCAACCUUCUGACUUGACUCCACCUAUGGGUCCGUUCCCUCUUGCUCGUUCAGCUUCACCAGCUACUGUCCUUCAUCAUCUGUUGUCAGUUCCCACACCAUCGAUAGAACACUCAAGAGAAGUGAUAUUGGAAUAUGUCCUCAUGCGCGAGGGCAAGUUAAAAGAUAAGAGACCUGGGAAAGGUGGGAAGGGUACUUUGGGAAGAGACAGUUUUGAGGAAAUAUCAAAACGUUUGGGGGAGAUUGAAGAUGGUUUGAGAGCGGGUGUCAGUCCGAAGACUGUGAGAAGGAGGAGCGAGCUUGACGAACUGGAUGAACCGAGGAAGUUGGGGUUGAUGUUGAUUCUGUCACUGCGGAUGAGUUUGAGCUAUUUUACCUUGCAGGAAAUGGCGGAUCAGUUGAAGGAAUUGACGGUGGCCGAUGCAGAGAGGAUGUUGGUACAACACAUUAGGAGGAGAGUGUCUGGAGAAGGAAGAUGGGGAGUGGGGAAAGAAUUGGAGUAUGUGGAGAAUUUAACAAUGUUAUCCAGAAGAGCUCUCCGACCAGCUUUCAGAUCAGCCAAAGCACGCACAUCCCUUCCAGCUAGACCUUAUUACCAGAUCCCUCUUCCCGCUCCUUCCAAAUCGGCCUGCAUCAAACUGCUACACACAUUCAUCCGAGACGUAGAAGUGGGCGGAGCAGUCGCUGCUUCGUCUCACGUAUCUUCAGGUCAACCCCUCACUCCCACUCACGGCAACUUCUCACCAGGCGACAAAUCAUAUUUCUCCCGUCGUGGACAAUCUAGCCCCAUGUCCACAUCGACCAAUAUGUCAUCCCCCGUCACUCCCAUGUCUGCCUUACCACCCUUGUUCAAUCCUCCUUCACAAAUGCAAGCCGUUCCACCGGAUCCCAAUCCUAUCGCCAAUUACGCCAUGGAGCUUGUUUCAGAGUAUCUUACCAGAGAGAAGCGCGAAUACAUUCUCAAAACCAAAUGGGUUAAAUCGGGACGGGAUCAGUUAGGGAAAGAUUUGGGAGAUAUAGAGGCUACUUUCUGUCUUUCUGGGAAACAAACGACAUCAUCUCUAGCCCAAACACUCAUACCGGUUUUCUUGAUUCUGAGAAGGUCGUUCGUACUUCCGCCAUCCCCUCUGCCAUCUCGUAUUAUCGAAUCAUACCUUGACAUACUACCCGCUCCGCCAGAUCCAGAUGAAGUGCCUUUCCGGGAACCCACGGUUCAAUCGACGACCGCGGCUUUAUAUGUCAAUCCCAGAUUGGACGAUGCUGCUGCGUUGGAGGUACUUGAAGAGUUGAUAGAGAAUGAGAAGGAAAAAUUAGAGAACGAAGGUGCUUCCCUAGAGGAAACAACCAAAUGGACUGCAAAUCUGCUAGACAGUGUGGCUAAAAGGUUUCCCGAUGGGUCUUACGCCAGCCUUUUCGCCGCUGUCAGAGAACAAAUCACUCGUCCAGCCCCAUCCUCAUCACAUUAUCUCACUCCCACUCCAUCAGGUAUCUCUAAAACUCCGUCCGUUCAUCGACGAGCUCAAUCUCAUACAGAGGUAUCUAGCUCUCCCCGACCCGACAAUGGCGAUACUGCUAUGCUUGCCAUGCCACCUUCACUGGGAAAACUGCAACAUAAUCGAUCUGCUUCGCUCCCCAUGCGUAAAGGAACAUAUGAAGAUUCGGGCUCUGACUCGUCGUCAGAUUCAGAUAUCGGUAUCGAGUCUCGGGCAAGUAUCGUCCCUCCCCCACGACAGGCGACUCCGACAUUACAACCUGCAAGACUGUCACCUCUUCCAUCUCCAAUGGCAAUACCUCCUCUUCAAACGCAAACCCUUCCGAGCUCCCACGUUCAGACCUCGACCACUGGCGUCGAUACCAAUGAGCAAAGUGAACUCUCUACCUCUGUAUCUGCCGGAUGGUGGGAUAUCGUCUCUGCUGUCGAGCAGGAUCAAUCUGCACCAUGGAAUCAGUUUCACAGUCAGAAAGACCUUUUUAGUCCUCCUCCACCUAUCUCCACUUCGGUCAAAAGUCAUCAAAGAGGUUCCAGUGGACACUCUAAUUUAUCUCAAUCUCAGAUGAUUGAUUUAUCACUACCACCUGGCGCCGAACCUGCUUCACCAUCAUUCUCAAGCGCUUAUCAAGUAUUGACUGGUAUUUCUCAAAUGGACAUUGUUGAUUCACCCAUGAACCUUCAUCCCGGUCCUCCCACUCCAUCAAAAACAGGCACAAGUACCCCUACACGACGACAAUUCCCAACUGAAGUCAAAACUAGUCCUAGUCCUGCAAGACCUCCAAGACCUUCACAAGUUCCUUGGGAUGAGAAUUAUAGUCAAGUCAGAGGUGAAGGAGAAAUGAGAGGAAUGUCUGUUCAAAAUCCUCAUAUAAGAUCUUCUUCCCUGGUCGAUCAACCUCAUACGGCUCAUCCAUCCGGAGGUAGAUUACCCCCCAAUCCAGUCAACUUUACACGUCCAACUGACUCGACUCCACCUCAACCACCAGAAAAACAACAAUAUCUAACUCAACCCAUCCCGACUGGUAAUAGGUCAAUCUCUGCUCAGAUUCCGAUUCCGGGAAUACCAGAGACCGAGAUAAGUCCUCAUAAAUCGAAAUUAGGAGGAUUUGGGAGAUCCAUGUCGAUGGCGAGUAAGAGUAUGCUGAGAUCCAGAGAUAAAGAUAAGGACAAGGAUAAAGAGAAUGAAAAGUCUACAGGGGGCAAGAAGGACAAGGAGAAAGAAAAGGAAAAAGGGGUUCAGAAUAAUCCGGGUAAAUGGAAUAAAGAUAUGGUAGCGAACAUCAUGGGUCCACCAGUGGACCGGAAAUGAAUCAGUUUUCUUGUUCCAUUGACUAUCAGUUGAAGAAUCAGGUCAGUGUUAAAGAUGGGUGAGAGCGCGGAGAGGGUUUCGGAUUGCUAUCGAAGACAAGGAUAAGGAAUUGUACUACUAAAAGGUACAUGAGGGAUAUUUGGGUAACUCGGUCAGACUUAUUAUAUAUGCAUGUUGAGAUUGGUCAUUUG